This is a messenger RNA of Pteropus alecto (black flying fox), 2823 nucleotides long. RefSeq names its product caspase activity and apoptosis inhibitor 1 (gene CAAP1). The transcript is spliced from 6 exons. The coding region runs from base 116 to 1180 and encodes 354 amino acids. NCBI's taxonomy places the organism in Eukaryota, Metazoa, Chordata, Mammalia, Chiroptera, Pteropodidae. The record is from RefSeq and is a predicted model, not a curated record.
CGAGGCCGGAAGUGAUGCAAAACUGCGACGCCAGCGCCCGCCGCGGCCGCUGGAGAAGGGUUUAGGUCACUUCAGAGACGGUGGGCUUUCUCCGGAUGGUUACAGCAGAAGGAUCAUGACGGGGAAGAAGUCUUCCCGGGAGAAGCGGCGCAAACGAAGCGGUCAGGAGGCGGCCGCGGCGCUCGCGGCGCCGGACCUGGUACCCGGCCUGGCCGGCAGCGGCAGUGGGAGCACCAGCGGCUGCGGCAGCACCAGCGGCUGUGGGAGUGUAACCUGCUGUGAGAACACCAGCUUCAGUGGAAGCGUCACCGGCGUUGGGAGCGGCGUGGAGCGCAGCGAGCGCCGGAAGCGGAGGAACACUGACUCAUCUUCCAGCGUCUGUGGCUCCUUGCAACAGGAAACCAAGCAUCUUUUACCAACUUUGGAAAAAGAAUUAUUCUUGGCAGAGCACAGUGACCUUGAAGAAGGUGGACUAGACCUGACUGUGUCAUUAAAACCAGUUAGUUUCUAUAUAUCAGACAAAAAAGAAAUGCUUCAGCAGUGUUUCUGUAUCAUUGGAGAGAAGAAGUUACAGAAGAUGCUUCCUGAUGUGUUAAAGAACUGUUCAAUAGAAGAAAUUAAAAAACUGUGCCAAGAACAGUUAGAGCUCCUGUCUGAGAAAAAAAUCUUAAAGAUUCUUGAGGGUGACAAUGGUAUGGACUCUGAUAUGGAAGAGGAAGCAGACGAUGGCUCUAAGAUGGGAUCUGAAUUAGUCAGUCAACAAGACAUAUGUAUAGAUUCUACUUCAUCCAUGAGAGAGAACAAGCAACCUGAAGGUUUGGAAUUAAAACAAGGCAAAGGGGAAGAUAGUGACGUACUCAGUAUAAAUGCAGAUGCUUAUGACAGCGACAUAGAAGGCCCAUGCAACGAAGAAGCAGCUGCUCCUGAGGUUCCAGAAAAUACUGUCCAAGGUGAAGCUGGUCAGAUAGAUGACUUGGAGAAAGACAUUGAAAAAAGUGUGAAUGAGAUUCUGGGACUGGCAGAGUCUAGCCCAAAGGAACCCAAAGCAGCCACCCUCUCUGUUCCUCCACCAGAAGAUGUUCAGCCUUCUGCACAGCAGCUGGAGCUGCUAGAACUUGAGAUGAGGGCAAGAGCUAUUAAAGCCCUGAUGAAAGCUGGUGAUAUAAAAAAGCCAGCCUAGUUAUUUAACUUGAACCUGAAUUUUAGGUGUGUUUCAACAAAGCCACGUCGUAUAAUUUUGUAUCUGAAGUUUAUUUUGGGUCUUAUAUGAUAUUUCUCAAUCCUUAUUAGAUAAACUCAUUUUAGGCCUCAAAUACCUAUAUUUCUUUUCUUUGUUGUUACUUUUAUAUUAUAUAUGUGUUAUUGUUUUAUGAGUUCAUGGCAAAUGUUAUUGGUUAACUGGAUACUUUGUUAGAUGAGUAUUUAGCUAUGUCUACAGAUCAUAAUCCGAAAAGCCAUCAGCAAAGAGUCAUGGUAUUUUUUUCUUUAUUUUUAAAUGUUUUGGCACCAAACCAAAAAGCUUAAGAAAAAUUGACCAAGCAUGUUGCUCUUAAAGCUGCCUAUAUUUUGCAAUAGAAUAUUAAAUUAUUGCUCUUAGGUUUGUUAACAGUUUAAGAAAUUUAGCUCUGCUUAUAUGCACUUUUAACAUAUGUAUUGUCUUGAAGAUACAUUAUGGGUGUGGAUUUACUAGCAAAAACUGAGUAAUAUUUUUCACUAUAAGGCUUAGAGAUCAGAAAUGGCUGAAAAAAACUUUAUGAAAGAAAAAAAGGACUUAAUUUAAGGCAAUUUUUAACAAUGUAGAGUAACUGCCCAACUUUAAUUCCAGCAGACAGGUCAUUCUAACAGGUAUUUGAUAUUAUCAGACACUUUGUUCAACUUUUUUUCCUCAGUAAAAAGGGAACACAUUUUCAUUCCAAGCUGUCGGGAAAAGAGAAUAUUUUAUUGUACAGGCUUUCAUCUGGUGUUUUUGCUUGAAGAUCUGAUGUGCUAUAAUUCCAUGAAUUAAAAAUAAAGAAGACUAUCAUUCUGGAUUUGAAGACUUGAUACAUUUCCAAAAGCAAAAUUAAUUUCAGGAAGCUUUGAUAAGUUGAUGUUAUAAUUAAUCUAAUUUUGUAUAGUUUUUGUAAAUAAAUUAACAUCCUGCCACAAUUACAGAUUCUUUUUGGCCCAUUACUAAUUGCAGUCUUUUUAUACCAAAAUAAACGUAGGUAGAGACUCUUAACUUAAAAUAAAUUAAUUUGUUUUUCUAAAAUAUAAAUCUGGAAUUAUUGUUUUUAUAUUUGCUCACAAUUAUAGUAUAUUUUAUUUAUAAGCCAUGCUCUCCUAAUGUUGUCUGAGGAUUUUCUUCAGAUAUAAAACUUACAGGGAUUGUGUUUUCUUAGCUGGCUUAAUUAUAUAUGAAUUUUAGAGGAUUAGUUAUGGAAAUAGAGAGUAUUUAUGAAACAUUGGAAUUGCAGUUACAAAUUCAUUUUUGUUGUUGUUCUGGACAUGCCUUUAAGUAAUCUUGACAUUUUUCUUUUCUCCUUUAAGCUUUCUGAUGAAGCACAGAGACAUAUCAUUUGAGAUGCUUCUCUUAGGCUAGUUAACGUGAAUCUGAUUUAAAUAGUGAGUUCUCAUAGUUACUCCUUCAAAAUGAAAAAGCAUUGAUUAUGGUUUUUCUAUUUCAACUUAAACUAAAAGUUAAAAUAAUAAAGUAGUGCAGAAUAAACUUUAUUGCUGCUUACUAAUUACAAAAUGCUGUAGAUGACAUGUGUGAUUAAACAUAUAGGAGUAGAAAAAAGGUCUGAGUGCUUUGUUACUGAUUAAAGUCACCACCUUCAUGAA